Drosophila montana is the source of this 3492-nucleotide messenger RNA. It is a transcript of the gene corto, whose product is annotated as corto. The coding region runs from base 923 to 2638 and encodes 571 amino acids. The record is from RefSeq and is a predicted model, not a curated record. NCBI's taxonomy places the organism in Eukaryota, Metazoa, Arthropoda, Insecta, Diptera, Drosophilidae. The transcript has a single exon.
CUGUGUAAAUGUAACUCGGAAAAAUUGCAAGAAAUUAACAGCAUAAACAUUGCCAUUGAAAAAAUGUAAAUAAACGCUGUUAAAAAACUACAACGAUAUGAAAAGAAUGCUGUAAAGUGACAGUUAAGCGAGCUACAUAUGUAUGAGUAUAUGUGCAUACAAAGUGAAAAAAUUAUAGCCAAGCUAAAAGAACAACAAACAUCUAACAUUGACGUUAGCGUCGCGAAACAGCUGUUACUGUUCGCUCUCAAUUCAGCAAAACUCUGAUGAUUCAGCGCUACGCUCUCACUCUCUCUCUCUCUCUCUCUCUGCUCGCUGAACGAAAAUUACAAAAUAAUUGAAAACAUUCAAGAGUUCGUUUCAUUUCGCUUGCGCUGCUCAACGUGAACGGACGUGCUCGAGCAAAUUUCUCUGCCUGUCGAUAGCGUAUAAAAACUGUAAACCACACGCGUGUAUUUGCAUAAAAAUUUAUAAAGACUGAACCAAUAACAUAAAACAAGCAAAUACAAACUCAAUUUGCAGCUAAAAUAGUUAAAAAAAAAAAACAAGACUGAUUAACCAAUACAAUAAAUGCAAAACAAUUGAAUUACGGGUGCGACAAAGCAACAAAACAAAACCGAAAGCAAAUUCCAAAAAAGCAAAAACAAACGCAAGCAGAAACAACAUAUGGAUUAAGGUUCCUCUUAUACACACACACACACUCUCAAACGGAUUAACAGCAGCUUUAAUUACAGUUAAACGCUGUCUCUCACUUUUUGGAUUACCAGUGCCAAUAAAAUUUGUCAAAGUCAAAGUCAAAGUGCAGUGAAAAAGCUCUAAAACAAAAAAAAAAAUGAAAUGCUGAAAAAUUAAGAAAAGAUUAAACAACAAAUAAAGCUUUAAAUCUUGUGUGUGCAACAACAACAACAACAACAACUAAAAAAUGACGAUGGCUGCGUGUUAUGCUAAUUAUGACAUGUCCUCCAUGUCGUCUCUUUCGCUCUCGCACAGCAUGUCAGCAGCUCUGCAGCAGCAGCAACAACAACAGCUGCAACAGCAACAACAGCAGCAGCAGCAUCAUCAACAACAGCAGCAGCAGCAACAGCAGCAACACAUGUAUCAUGCUGCAGUUGCAGCUCAUCAGCAACAAUUGCUGCAGCAGCAACGCCAUCAACAGCAGCAGCAACCACCCGCCAGCAACAACAACACACGCCACGCAGCUGCGACGCAGGUUGCCACUGCCGGCAGCCAACGCCAACACAGCAGCAGUGGCGGCGGCGGCGGCAGCGCCAACACAGCAUCAGCUGCCAGCAGCAAUGCUAGCAGCAGCGCCAGCAGCAACAACAACAGCAGCGGCGGCGGCAGCAGCAGCGCCGUCAGCAGCAACAAGGACUAUAGCAUUCCACUGCACGUCGACUGCAGCGUCGAGUACGAGCUGCCGAACCAGCCAAAGCCGCCCGCUGGGCAGCGCGUCGAGCCGCUGCUGAUGAUCCAUCCCUGCUAUUUCCGCAAAAUGGAGUCGCAGCGGCGCAGCCCCUUCGUGAACAACAUGCAGGCGACUGCGACGGCGAGUGCACGCAGCGCCGUUAGCAGCGCCGUUAGCAGCGCAGCGGCAUUGGGCAGCGGUGCGGCAACAGUUGCAGCCGCGCCUAGCAGCAGCAGCGCAGCUCGUCGCAAAACCCAACUGCAGCAGCAACAACAACAGCAGCAACAACAACAGCAGCAACAACAACAGCAGCAGCAACAACAACAGCAGCAGCAGCAGCAACAACAGCAGCAGCAGCAACAGCGGCAGGCAGCGUAUCAGCAACAGCUGCGGCAGCAACAGCAACAAAUGUCACAAAUGUCGCAGCAGGCGCUCUAUCCAGUGCAGCAGCAGCAGCAGCUGCGACAACAACAACAACAACAACAUCGCAACCAAAGUCGUCAAAGCCAAAACCAAAGCCACGCAGCAGCCAACUCAGUCGCAGCAGUCGCCGCGGCAGCAGCGACGUCGGCGUCGGGUCAGUGGGAACAGUUGGCCGCUGCGCUGACGCCACACCAACAACAGCAGCAGCAACAACAACAGCAUUCACACGCACACCCACACACUCACUCACACCCACACACCCACUCACAUGCACAUACACACCAACAGCUGCAGCACCCGGCGUCCCUGUAUUCUGCAAAAAGCAGCAGCGCAGCCACCGUGGCCUCUGCCUCUGCCAAUGCCGCCGGCAAACGCGAUGCAUUGAUUUCGGGCAGCAGCAGUUACGUCAGCAGCGCUGCCAAGCAUCAGCAGCAGCACUGCCUGCCGCCUCCUGUCGCACCGUGGGAUGCGGCGGCAGCGGCGGCGACUGCGCUGCUCAUUGACCGUUCCCCGAUGGCAACUGUUCCUAGCAAUUAUCAGGCCGGUCCUGAGGCCACGCCCAUGCACCGGCUGCCGCCUACAGCGUCCACUGACAAGCUGAGCGGCAAAUAUCGUCAAUAUCUGCGCACGCAGCAUCGCAUGCAUCCCUACGCAGCAGCGGCAGCGGCCGCCUCCCUCGCAGCGGCAGCGGCAGGCGCCAAUUUGGGUCCAGCUUCGUUUGUGCCCUUUGGCACGGCGGCGACGUCGGCGACGGCAGCGGCAGCGCCAACAUUCCAGCAACUGCAGCAAAUCUCCUGCUACAACGUGUGAUCCAACAACAACAACAACAACAAUAACAGCAAAGGCAGCAGCAACAACAACAACAACUGAGACAGACGCUUACAAAGUAAACGUCAACGAAGAAGAAAGGAGAAAGAAAAAUAACUGCAAAUCGCUUUCUGUUUUAGUUAACAAAUUUUUAAAUGUUCUGUUAUUCCUUUUUCAUUUUCUGUACCCUGUUUUACUGUAGGGCUUGCAAUGUGCCUGGUGUUAAACAUGUAAACGAAACAACGGUAUGGCAAUAAAAGAGAGAGAGAGCAAAAAAGGUGUCGAAGCCAAUGCAUGUGUGCAUAUGUAUGCAUGUGUGCUAUGUGCCGUUAUGAAAGCACGCUAGAUGCCCAAAAAAAAAAGCUCUGUUUUGUGCAGUGUGCGUGAGCUCUUCGAAGGAAGCGGCGGCUUUUGAUUGCUCCGCUUGAGACUUGAAAGCAAAAUGUAAAAUUUCAAUUGUGAUAUGCUAAAAAAUCGAUUUUUGUAAAAACAAUUCCGUUUUAAAGUUCAUCAUCUGUUUUUAUUGUCAGAAAAGAAAGUGUUUUGUUUAAAUGCCAAGGCAAUUGGAAAGCCGGUAAAUAUUUAAUUAUUGAUUUAUACUUAAAUUAGCUGCGAAAGAUUGUUGCCAAAAAGCCCAAAAGAGAAAAAUAAUUGAAAUUUACUUGUUUUUUUUUAUAAAAAGUAAAAGUAAUUUGUAGUAAUUCGAUAAACAAACAACCAACAAAACAAAAAAGAAAAAACAAACAAAAAAAUGCAAACUAUUGUAGUGAUAUUUGUUAUAAAAUAAUUUUAGUAAUUAAUUUAAUUUAAAUUAAACAACAAGGAAACCAACAAAACAAAACAAAACAAACACAAUG